AUGGUGCAUUCGUUUCCAAGGGAAUGCCUCGAAGAGGUUUUCCAUAUACUGGAUAAUGACAAAUUCACCUUAUUCGCAUGUCUUCAGGUGAACCGAUUCUGGUGUAGAAGCGCUGUUUCAUUCUUGUGGAGACAUCCUUUUCAACUUGUCAAGAAACCUUCACCCGAAUUAAUAGACAUGUACAUAUCGAUGUUCAGUCAACAAGUCUGCCGUCAACUGAUCAGUGAGGGUAUUAACGUACCCACAAGUUCACCAACGAGAUUAUUCAAUUAUCCAAGCUUCCUUCGGGCGUUUAGAUUUGAUGAUUUGUAUGAAUCAACAUCAGCUUGGUUACAAGAAGGUUAUGACAAAGGGUCACAACACAAGAGAGAAUCCGAGGUCUUUGACGACCUCCGCGUUAUCAAAAUUCUGGUGAAUGAGCUUAUCAAAUUGUUUCUCAGCAAAUCUCCAGUAAUCUACUCCCUAUCACUCAACACUCAACGUCUCGUCGGCCUAAUCGAUCGAAGAUUUUGGUCUCAUCAUCCCGGUGAUAUACAAUAUACGCCCACAAGUUUUGAAGACUUUCGUGGGGCGUAUGGAUUCGAUGAUUUGUUGCAAUUACCUUCGUACGUCGGCGCGGUAAAUUGCUUACCUUACCUGCAGAAGUUUGAAUACGGGGGUGAUGCAACCGAUGGAAAGGUCGUGCAGGCGUUGUCGGAGAUCUGUAAAAAUCUUGAUACCUUGGAAAUAAGUUUUUCAUCAUGGCAAAGAAAACAUGCUGAUCCAAUCAUGAUGCUAUGUUUAUUGCGAGCACAACACGCUUUGAAACGUAUUGUGCUUCGACGUGGCGGAUCAAAUUGUUUGUCAAUAUUGAUAGGAGGAUUAGAAAGUCAGGCCAAUUCGUUGAGAUACCUGGAAUUCAAUGGUGCCGAUUUUCGCGGAUCCAUCUCGCUCAAGGCUGUAUCAUGUUGUGUAAACCUGGAAUCAUUAAUUUUUGAUCGAUGUUUGGGUUUAUCCGAUGAAAUAGUUGAGCCUUUAUCAACCGCGACCUUCUGUCGUCUGAAUAAGUUUGUUUUCCGAAAGAGUAUCGCGUUCCGAGAUUUGAGAAAUAUUCUGGGACCGAACAUGCACCCACCCAUAAUUCCACCACCACCAGCUUUUGUACCCGCACCUUCAUUUUCCACGAACCCACCGAGAAAUCAAAGUCCACCAAAUAUCGCUCAUCCGCUUGCCAUAAUGAUACAAAAUACACGUGGAAGUUUGGAAGACAUCAGGAUGGGCUGGAAAGUUUGGAAUAUGAGACGACCAUUAAACUUGACGCCGCAUGCUGCAGGUGAUUUUCCACCACCGUCAGUUCUCUCAACACUAUCAAUUUAUUGUCCGCGGUUGAUGAUACUCGAAGCUCACAUAAGCAGGGAAACGUUGCCGCAUUUUCUGGUGUUGUUGGAAAAUUGUUUUCAUCUAGAACAAUUAUGUAUUUCGGUCGGAACUGAAUUGAUGGAUGAUGAAUCAUUUUGGACGGACAUGGCUAAGUUGCUGCCGAUGAAAUUGCGAAAUCUAUUGAUCGUAAUUGAAGGGACUUUUUGGUUGAUGGUGUUACAUUGGCUAUUGGGUAAUUGCAGGGCGCCACUGAAAAUAUUACAAUUUCCAAGGAGUAUUUGUAUUGACGAUGAAUAUCUUUGCAUAAUUACUCAAUAUGCAAAGAGAAUGGGAACGUUGAAAAGGCUAGCGUUGGCAAAGAGGACAAAGAUCUCAUCGGAGGGUUUAAGAAAAGCUUUGAUUGUAUUUGAGAGUGUUACAAGGAUCGGCGAGUGGAACGAGGAUGAAGAUAAUUUGCGAUGA
This is a messenger RNA of Acaulospora morrowiae, 1821 nucleotides long. Lineage: Eukaryota; Fungi; Glomeromycota; Glomeromycetes; Diversisporales; Acaulosporaceae. The record is from the annotation of a GenBank genome assembly.